Molecule: messenger RNA, 1377 nt
Organism: Candidozyma haemuli
Lineage: Eukaryota; Fungi; Ascomycota; Pichiomycetes; Serinales; Metschnikowiaceae
Product: mitochondrial 37S ribosomal protein mS29
Exons: 2
Coding region: 1-1377 (458 amino acids)
Biological process (GO): mitochondrial translation
Cellular component (GO): mitochondrial small ribosomal subunit
Molecular function (GO): structural constituent of ribosome
Source: RefSeq, a predicted model, not a curated record
AUGUUGCCCGCCAGACAGACGUGGCUCCUCCAGACCCAAGUAAGGGCCUUCUCGAGUCAUGGCCCAGCUUUUGCGAAGGCCUUGAAUGUACUCAAUAAGAAAGGCCGUCAAGAGUUGAGAGAGGCCAGACAGCUGGCGAAGAAGACCAAGACGGAGGGUAAGAAGAAAAGUAAGAAGGGUGGCUUGACCCAUUACCGUUUCAAAGAUGCAGUCAACGUGCUUCGAUCUGAAUCCAAUACUGUCCCCUUGGAGUCAUUGGGAGUCACCUCGCUAGAUGCCUCUGACUUGCAACAGGGAACUUUUGAGCAACCAAUUUCCAUCGUUUCUAGAAACACCAAGUUCGUGUUGGAGGACGUAUUGAACAACUACGAGAAGAACACUAAAGAUAACAGAUUCUUCCUCAGUGGUGAGAGAGGAGUUGGUAAGUCUACCUUGCUCGCGCAGGCUCAAGCUCUUGCCCUUUCUAAAUUCAACAACGAUGUUGUUUUGUUGCAUUUUGAGCUGCCAGAGAACGUCAUCAAUGGUACUUCAGACUACUUGUUCAACAAGGAGAAGGGCAUUUACCAACAACCCAUGUUCACAAAGAGAUGGAUCGGAAAGACCCGUUUCGUCAACGAGAAAAUCUUCAGAAAGAUGCCUUUGAGCAGGGAUUUCGAUGUGGCCACAGAGAAGAGUUCUUUCAAGUUGAAGAAGGAUACCCACACAGUGUACGAUUUCCUUGCCAGAAGUCGUGAUUUCACUAAGGCUUCCUCUGCAUUUGACUUCUUGAUUGAACAACUUCAGUUCCACUCCAAGAACUUCCCAGUUAUUUGUACCAUUGAUAACUUCAACGGACUUGUUUCCGAGACUUACACCAAAUACCGUCACCCAGACUUCAAGCCAAUUCAUGUGACAGAGUUCGAGAUGGGUAACUAUCUUUUGGAUUUAUUUAACGGUGAUGUUAGCUUCCAGAAGGGUGCUGUAUUGGCAUCUCUUAGCAAAUCUCUUCCAAACUCCAAGUCUCUCAAUGUUGGAUUAGGCAUUGAAGAGUACGACCCAUACUCUAAGAAGUGGGAAUGUGACAGAGUUAUCGCAGAGCGUCUACUUAAGAACGGUGCCACUCCAAUUGUGGAACUCCAGAACCUCACAUCAGAAGAGGCCCGCACUUUGGUGCUGUUCUACAACGAGGCUGGCGUUUUGAAAGUCAGAGACUACCCAUACAAGGAAGUUGUCACCAUGCCAGAGGACAAGACUUCUGUUGAACUGAUGAAGCUCGUUGGCGCUUUGCCUGAAGUUGCCGAUGCCGAAGCCCAGCUCGAAAGACUCAUCAACUCUUCCUUCAAUGUUUCCCAGGGUAACCCUGGCCACCUUCUUAAAGCAACCGCUUUUGAAGGCUAA